GUUCCACGAGCUUGGACCCCAGUUACACCACUACAGCACCCGCCACAGCCACAGCAUCACGGCCUUCCAUUCCCCAAUCUAGGGUUGCGAGCUCCCCGCCACAGCCGGCCAUGCCCGACGCGGACGUCGACGCCGAGAUGCGCGACGCCGCCGCCGCCGCCGCCGCACCCGCCGGCGACGACGGCGAGGACGACACCGGGGAGGAGGAGGACGACGAAGACGACAUCGACGACGAGGACGAGGAGGAGCCGACCGCGCCGGUGCCUGUACCGCCCGUGGAGCCUCCCGUCCCGGCGCCCGUCUCGGUCUUGCCUGGAAACCCGAACCAGCUGACGCUGCUCUUCCAGGGCGAGGUCUACGUGUUCGAAUCCGUCACCCCCGACAAGGUUCAAGCUGUCCUGUUACUGUUAGGACGUGGUGAACUACCACCUGGUUCAACUGGCAUGGUUUUACCUAAUCAAAAUGAGAACAAGGGGUAUGAUGACAUACUUCGGAGGACAGACAUUCCUGCAAAAAGGGUUGCUUCUCUAAUUAGGUUCCGUGAAAAACGGAAGGAAAGGAAUUUUGAUAAGAAAAUACGUUAUGCAGUUCGCAAAGAAGUUGCACUCAGGAUGCAGCGCCGGAAGGGGCAAUUUGCUGGAAGGGCCAGUCUGGAGGGAGAAUCUCCAGCUCCUGGCUGUGAUCCUGGUUCCCAAAGCUCAGGCCUAGAUUUCGUAUCUCGUGAAUCAAAGUGUCAGAAUUGCGGUACUAGUGAAAAGAUGACCCCAGCAAUGCGCCGUGGCCCUGCUGGCCCAAGGACUCUGUGCAAUGCUUGUGGAUUGAUGUGGGCAAACAAGGGUACGCUGAGAAGUUGCCCCAAGGCAAAAGUCGAAUCUCCUGCGGUUGCAAUUGAGCAGGGUGGAAGUGACAACAAAGCACUGAUGGCACCGAAGAAUGACAACGUUUCUGCAAGCAACAGCGAAGCCACAAGUGCAGCAGAGACAGGAGCGCCAAAGGCGCCGUGACAGUAUAUAGACGUGAUUGUUGCCUAUAGCUAGACAAGACACCCCGAUAGAAAGCUCUGCUAAUGCGGAAUACUGAUUCUCGUCAAGUGUACAUUCAUUCCUUGCUUGACAGCGUUAGGCAUGUAAUUAUCAUAAGGUGUCCGAUUGAUGUCUGUUGUGUAAACUGUAAAGCCCAGAUGGCAUCUGUUGUGUUACAUUUGCUGCUUUCCUAAGCGGUGACAUUCACAUAAAUCAUAAUCGAGGAUCCUCAUUUCCCGUUGAUUC
This is a messenger RNA of Setaria italica (foxtail millet), 1268 nucleotides long. Its product is annotated as GATA transcription factor 18. The transcript has 8 exons. Gene Ontology annotation, biological process: regulation of DNA-templated transcription. Bases 111 to 1004 code for a protein of 297 amino acids. The record is from RefSeq and is a predicted model, not a curated record. Gene Ontology annotation, molecular function: protein binding; sequence-specific DNA binding; zinc ion binding. Lineage: Eukaryota; Viridiplantae; Streptophyta; Magnoliopsida; Poales; Poaceae.